This is a messenger RNA of Rattus rattus (black rat), 1584 nucleotides long. RefSeq names its product solute carrier family 22 member 27-like. Gene Ontology annotation, biological process: transmembrane transport. Gene Ontology annotation, molecular function: transmembrane transporter activity. NCBI's taxonomy places the organism in Eukaryota, Metazoa, Chordata, Mammalia, Rodentia, Muridae. The transcript has 5 exons. The coding region runs from base 523 to 1584 and encodes 353 amino acids. The record is from RefSeq and is a predicted model, not a curated record. Gene Ontology annotation, cellular component: membrane.
CGGAGCAGAAAUGGCCUCUCACCUGUGUGCUUAGGAGUGAGAGUGCUCCUGGGAGACCAGGUCUCUCCAGACCGAUUUUGGGUUUGGACGCCUGUGGGACAGUCUUAGUUUGGGCAGAGAUGAGACUGGUCCACUUUCUCAUUACACCUUCUGUAGUACAUAAUAUGUAAUAGAUUAACUCUUUUAUUAUUUUCUGAGAUUUGAAGAUCAAUGUCCAUAUUUAACCGUGGGGAUUGUGUAAGCAAAAUUCCUUUAAAAAUAAAUCUUUAACAAAUCCUAUUGCAGAAAUAAAAACAUUAGUAAUAUGCUUGGUGACUUUAAAACAAGAAACUCCAUGCCGAACCCUUAGCUCCCUAGAAGGUAAUGGUUCUCUGACUGCAAUGGAGAAGUAAUGAGGGGCAAACAGCACAGGAUCAACCCUGUUAUGGUGUCUUUGUGAAAUACAUAUUCUUUUAAAAUACUUUGUACUAAUUUACAUGAAAGUAUUAUUUGUGUCUCAUUGGAGAUAUUUAUUCAGCUUCAAUGGCCUUUCAGGAACUCCUGAAUCAGGUAGGAGGCCUAGGGAGAUUCCAGAUCUUUCAGAUGGCUUUUGUUUUUUUAAUCAAUGUUAUUGUGGUACCUCAUGGUACAAUUGAGAACUUUACUGCAGCCAUUCCCAGUCAUCGCUGCUGGGUCCCGAUCCUCGACAAUGUCACUGUCUCUGAUAAUCACAGUAGAAUCCUGAACCAAGAUAAACUCCUGAAGAUCUCCAUCCCCUUGGACUCCCAUCUGAAACUAGAUAAGUGUCGUCGUUUUGCCCAGCCACAGUGGCAUCUUCUUGAUUUGAAUGAUACUUUCUCCAGUGUCACAGAAGCAGACACUGAGCCCUGUGUGGAUGGCUGGGUAUAUGACAGGAGUAACUUUCAUUCUACCACUGUAACUAAGUGGGACCUGGUGUGUGAAUCUCAGGUACUGAAUUCUGUCACUAAAUUUUCAUUUAUGAUUGGUGCAUUUAUAGGAGGUAUUGUAAAUGGACCUCUAUCAGACAGGUUUGGAAGGAAGUUCGUUUUAAAAUGUGCUUUAUUACAAAUGGCCAUCACUGAAACCUGUGUAGGUUUUGCUCCCACUCUCUUCAUUUAUUGCUCAUUAAGAUUCCUGGCAGGAAUGACUUUUGAACCCAUUAUAGUAAAUAGUAACUUGCUCAUGUUUGAAUGGACAAGCCCUAAAUUUCUAGCCAUGAUGUCAGUGAUUGCACCUUGUGCUGGUAGCUUUGGAAGCAUGAUAUUGGCAGGCCUGGCUUUUCCAUUUAGAGACUGGCACUACCUCCAGCUGGCAAUGUCUGUACCAAUUUUCUUCUUCCUUAUACUCACAAGGUGGCUGUCAGAGUCAGCUCGGUGGCUCAUUGUGACCAACAAACCCCAGAAGGGCGUAAAGGAACUUAGAAAAGUUGCACACAUUAAUGGAAUGAAGAAAUCUGGAGACAACAUAACCAUGGAGGUAAGGAUAAUGGAUGAUGGUUAUGACAUAAAGGAAAUAGAAGCUUCGGAUGUGCAUGAGUUAGUGCCCAAGACGCACACUGCUUACGAUUUUCAUUCUAAAGACUAA